Messenger RNA from Clunio marinus, 1291 nucleotides. NCBI's taxonomy places the organism in Eukaryota, Metazoa, Arthropoda, Insecta, Diptera, Chironomidae. The record is from the annotation of a GenBank genome assembly.
AGAGUUUUGUUUACAUUUUUUAUAAUUCAAAUAAAAUUUGAGACAGGAUAAUUUAUUAACAAAAGUUGAAAUGAUUCGGUGUAAAAAUUGUUUCGCUAGCUUCGUAACUAAUCGUUUACGUCUUCAAAGAGUAUUUCAGCUUAGACAGCUUUGUACUUCAAAUGAGAAAUCAGAAGAGCAGAAAGAAAGCGAGCAAAUUAAACGUGAAAAAUCACAUGAACAAUUUAUGAAACAAGCAUUAAUUCUAAAAGGAUCUUUUGAAUAUGUAGCAACAAAAGAUAAAGGCAACUAUCUAGAAAUGAUAAAAAUAUUUGAAAACAAAGAUGUACAUCGAAGGAAUCACGUCGAGUUCAUUUAUGCCGCUCUUAAAAAUAUGGAAGAAUUUAAUGUACAUAAAGAUCUUCAAGUGUAUAAAGCUCUUAUAGAUGUAAUGCCUAAAGGAAAAUUUAUUCCUCAAAACCUUUUCCAAGCGGAAUUCAUGCAUUAUCCUAAACAACAACAAUGUAUGAUUGAUCUACUUGAACAAAUGGAAGAUAAUGGUGUGAUGCCUGACUAUGAAAUGGAAGAUAUGUUGGUUAAUAUAUUUGGUCGUCGUGGACAUCCAGUAAGAAAGUUCUGGCGAAUGAUGUAUUGGAUGCCAAAAUUUAAGAAUCUUUCACCGUGGGUUGUUCCAAAUCCACCACCUCAAGAUGCUUUUGAAUUAGCACAACUUGCAGUUGAGCGAAUGUGUUCUGUAGAUGUUGAAUCGGUGAUUAAUAUUUAUAAUACUGAGGAUGUUGAGGAUUCAGUCGAUCAUACAUGGAUUGUCAGUGGACAGAGUCCCGAACAGAAAGAACUUUUAACUAGACAUCCAAUAAAGUCAGCUGUUUAUAUAGAAGGGCCAUUCUUAAUCUGGUUAAGAGAUAAAUCGAUUAAUUAUUUUAUUCUUCGUGGUGAUCUUCCAAGCAACAGACAACCAGUUUAUGAUGAAGACGAGUAUGAUGAUGUCAGUCAUAUUGAUGUUCCUCUGUUUGGUUUUGGAAAACCUAAGAAAAAUAAGUUAAUAGUCAAGCCGUCAAUUCAUGAACAGUCUGAUGGAAUCAUUUACGCGGUUUGUUGCACUGGAAUGUCAACAAAAGAUUCACUUUUAUCAUGGAUUCGAUUACUGGAGAAAGAUGGAAAUCCAACUAUUAAAGAUUUGGCAAUACUUUUCAAGUUUAAAUCACCAGCAGACAAGGAGCUUGUCACAACAUAACAGUCAGCACGAUAAUAAUUUUUAGGAGUAAAAUAAAAUUUCGUUUAUUUAGUUCAA